AUGGCGGGACCUUUCCAUAAGGCACUGCCAACCAUCCCGAUGAUAUUCAUCGUGCACACCAACCGGAAGUUCAUGAGAGAGAAGCAUCAGCUCACAGAAGCUUUGGAGACGUUCCAACUGAAGAACGCAAAGUGUUCGCUGGAGUCUGACCGGGCGUUUGUAACAUCAGCUAUCAUUGCCUGGUAUGGAAGUGAGGAUGCCUUCACAGCUUAUGUCCGGGGCCCGGUACGUUUGGAGCUACAAGAAGCAGCACGGGCAGAUGUUCCUUUGAGCUAUGGACUGCUUGUGGCCGCAAGCCCUUGUACCCUGGCCUUGGAUGUGGCUGCGGCCAUGAUCCAGGGGGGAGCGCCCCUCGAUGCUCUGAUCUCUGAGUCCGUAGCCUCAGGACUUGGCUUUGCACUGAGCUCGAUCCUGCUGUCUGUGAAGAUCACAUGGUGGCUUUGCUAUCGCUUUGCCUCCCCCGGAUCGACGCGGCUCCUUGAUUACCUCAAGACCCUUACGGUUUUCUGUGUCUUUUGGAUUAUCUUUGGCAUCGGCUCUUUUCUCUCGAAUUACCUGGAAAAAACGACGCUGUGGGGAGCCAUGGCUUUUGGCAUAGUCAUGUUUUUUCUUACCGUCGUGGCCUAUGCUCCUCCAUGGCGGCCAUGA
Symbiodinium necroappetens is the source of this 648-nucleotide messenger RNA. Lineage: Eukaryota; Dinophyceae; Suessiales; Symbiodiniaceae. The record is from the annotation of a GenBank genome assembly.